GAGUUGAUCUCCAAUGGAAGCGACGGGUGGAGUUUUAGGUUUGAAUUCUAGCGGAAAUCGUCUCGAACGUUCUUUGGGUCAGACAGCGUCGCAUGGUCGGUCGGAAAAGAGACGGGCGGAGUUACACGUUCCAUGUUUCAGUCGCAACUCGCAACAAACUCAUACGCAUCGGCUGUCAUGUCGAGUACCCUUUGAUUCGAUUUAUGUCGUCUCAUCUGUAGAAAUCUCCAGUCGUCUAGGCGAAAGUCAACGCCGAUCCGUGCCCAUUCUAAAAGGAAAAAAGCAAAAUGGAACUUUCCGAGACACGGGAAUCGCCGGACAUGUCAAACAGCAUUGACGGUUUCACUCACAUCUUGCCAGAAAUGGCCAUGUCCUCGUCCAUCUCUUCCAAAUCUCAAUACAGCCAGGUUGUCUUUCACGAUUUGCCUGAUGUUUGGCCAACAGAUGGUGACAUGGUCUGCACAUAUUCCUUGACUGACAAUGUCCUUCCUCAAUAUGGAGAUAAAAUUGCAUUGUUUAAAGUCGGAUGGUCCAUGGUGUCUGAAUACAUCACUUUUCAGAGGGUACCAACAGACUUGACCAAAAGAGAACGAUUGUCUGUUACAUUCAAAGCUGAAACAUUGCCUAAAGAUGACAAAGAGAUAUACCAGUUGUGCUAUGUUACAAGUGGUAACGUAAUUGCUGGAGCCAGCACUGCUUUCUGUUUUCAUAAGCCAAAUGAAAAUGAGCUUAUGGGUGUUGAGGACCCGUUUAACCCAGGGCUUGUGGUUUUCAAGUCCCGGGUUGCGUGUCUGCAAAGUGAAUUGAAAAAGAAAGUUGAAGCCAAUGAGUUGCUAAAUAUUCGGUAUGAACUGCUUGAAAACAAUUUUGCAAUACUACAAAAGGAGAUAAUGAAAAGUGAGGAAGAGAUAAGAACCCAAAAACAGAUAGUGGCCGAGUUGUUAGAAGACAAAAAGGAAAAGGAAAGUGUACAUUUAAAAUUUGAAGAAGAAGUGAGAGCCCAACAGCAAAAAAUAUCUGAUCUAAUAAAAGAAAAUGAAGAACAAAAGAAGGCAUUGGAAGAACAACUAAACACUAAACAAAAUGAAUACAAAAUUAACAAGGAAUUUGCUAUGCUAGAAGCUUUGACUAUGAAAGAGAAUGAACUUACUAAUUAUGUGACAGUUUUGAAAGCUGAGAAGAAGGAUUUAGAAGAAAGGCUAUGUAAUCUUCAGAUACGUGAGCAAUCUAAAUCAAGUAAGGAGAAACAGUUUACAAAAGCAUUAAAUCUUAUCAGUGAAGAAAACAAAACCCUGAAAGAAGAGAAGGACAAGGUGCUGCAAGAGCUACUGGAAAACAAACAGAAACUCCUUUCAUUAAUUUCUACAUUGAGGUGUCUUGAAGAGGACAAAGCUCAUUCAGACAAGAGAACCGAAGAGAUCGUUAGGCUUAACAAACAACUAGAAACAGAAUCAGAAGAAAUAAAAAACAAACACGAAUUCCUCACAAAGAUUUUAACCAUAAAAGAAAAUCAGCUAACAAAAAUGGAAAACGAAGUCAAAACAACUAAAGAAUCCUUGAAAGAAACACAAGAUGCAUUGGAAAAAAACAAAUCUGAAAUGAACAGUCUACACCUACAGUUGAAUACAAAAGAUCUAGCUUUACAAGGUCAUCUUAAAGAGAUUGCAAGAUUGAAGGAUCAAACACCAGCUGUUUGUGAAGAUGAAGAUGUUGAAGUCCUCCGUGUAAAACUUGUAACCUUGCAGGCACAUCAUGAGAUCUGUGAAGAGCGGAUAAAAUGUUUGGUGAACCAAUUGGAUUGUAUGCAGUUAGAUUAUGAGAAUGAAAUUGGUGUUCUUUCCAUUCAAAAUGAUGAGAAUAAGGCCAAAAUAAAACAACUAGAGGAAACAAUUGCCAGUAUGGUGAAAGAAAAUGAAAACAAUAAAAAUUCUUUUGAAGCUUCCCUAACUGACAAGUUGUUAAAAGUAAAAGAAGAAAAAGCCAGUUUAAGCUCUGAACUUGUUCAGGUAAGGCAUGAAAAUAAAGAAUUAGAAAGGGCGCUCCAAGAGGCCAAAGAAGGCAAUGCCGCUCUUAAAAGUCGGACCAAAGUGCUUGAAUAUGAAUUAGGCACUUUGAGGUCUAACAAUUCUCAGGCACCAAAACCUAGUUCAGAAGCGUUGUUUCACCAGCUUGAAUUAUUUAACAAAAACAUGCCUAAUAUUAUCACAUUAAAUAGCUUCAUAGCUGAGCAGGCAUUGAUUUUUAAAGGAAAUCUGGAAAAGGAAAGAGAAGAGAAAAUGUUUCUUCAAUACAAAAUUGAAAAUCUCUUAAAAAGUGACACUGAAAUGUGCCAAAAAUACAAAGAAAUGGAAAUGAAGUACAAUGCGGCUUCUCUACAGAAUUCAAGGUCUCUCUCGAGUGAAUCGGAUCAGUUGGAGAAAGUUUUGUCGGAAAAACAAGAACUGGAGGUACAAGUCAUGGAACUGAGAAAAAAUUUGAUGGGCACAAUAAGUGUGGGUUUCACAAAAGACCUACACCAACAAAUCGAUUCCUUGAAAGCAGAGAUAGCACAAAAGGAUGAAAGAAUUCUAAAUCUGGAGAAAGCAGUCUUUUCUGCAUCGCUUUGAGGAUGUAAUAGUUAUCUUCGUUAAAAAGUUUAUACAAAUACCAUAAUUUUAUUUUUGGACAUAUUUUUUUCUUGUUUUUUUUUUUUAAAGACAUUUCCUAUUUUAAACAUAUUCGUUUUGAUCUAUGUAAGUUUAUUUAACAUUUUUAAAAUAAUAUAUUUGUAAUUAUUCGUUAGAAUUUUUAAUGACUAAACCUAUGAUGGUAACAGUUGAUAGCCGCAUAGAAUGUGUAUCCAACUAAUUGUGAUAUUGUUAAGUGCAUAAUUUACCUUAUUACAAUAAUAUUUCCUAAAAUUAUAUUUCUUUCAGUUAAUGUUUUGUCUAUUGAAAAAAUAAUUUGUCAAAUGUAUGGGAAUCAGUUGUUUAGUAUUGAAAAUAUAUUGGUGUUGAAUUAAACUGUAUUUGUAAAUAAAUAUAUUAACGAG
Molecule: messenger RNA, 3031 nt
Organism: Cimex lectularius (bed bug)
Lineage: Eukaryota; Metazoa; Arthropoda; Insecta; Hemiptera; Cimicidae
Product: tax1-binding protein 1 homolog B-like
Exons: 13
Coding region: 288-2606 (772 amino acids)
Source: RefSeq, a predicted model, not a curated record